Molecule: messenger RNA, 522 nt
Organism: Suillus subalutaceus
Lineage: Eukaryota; Fungi; Basidiomycota; Agaricomycetes; Boletales; Suillaceae
Exons: 2
Coding region: 1-522 (173 amino acids)
Source: RefSeq, a predicted model, not a curated record
AUGUCCAAAGGUUUUGAUAUCCGAAGGGUAAGAUGUCCGGAGAUCCAAAGGUCCGGAGAUCCAAAGGUCUGGAGGUCAGCAGGAGUGGACAGGAUUAUAGGACAGGAGAAUAAAGGCUACCAUGGACAAGGACUCCAUAGUCGGAACUUGAGUCUUGAAUCUUGGGUGUCGGGUGUCGGUUGUCGGUUGUCGGUUGUCGGGUGUUGGGUGUUGGGUGUUGGGUGUUGGGUGUUGGGUGUUGGGUGUUGGGUGUUGGGUGUUGGGUGUUGGGUGUUGGGUGUUGGGUGUUGGGUGUUGGGUGUUGGGUGUUGGGUGUUGGGUCUCGAUGGUCAGGACUCAAUAUUUGGGACUCGUUGGUCGGGACUUGAUACUCGAUUGUUGGGAUUCAAUGGUCGGGCAUUGGGUUUCAGGACUCAAAUCUCGGGCUUUGGGACUCGGGUUUCAAGACUCGGUAGUCGGGACUCAAUGGUCGAUUGUCAGGAUUUGAUAGUCAGGGCUCGGAUAUUGGUACACUUCACUUGA